AUGUUGAUGGAUCUCGUAAGCCCUUUGUUUCUUUCAUCAUUGAUAGUCAUAGUGUGCUUAGGCAGCUUAUCUCGCUCAUUCACUGGUGUUGCCAGUGGAGCAACUAGAGCAGCAUUAACACAGCAUUUUGCACUUGCAAAUAAUGCAGCUGAUAUAUCUGCAAAGGAGGGCAGCCAGGAGACACUUGCAACAAUGUCUGGAAUGGGACUAGGAAUGCUGUUGGCGCAUGUUACCAGGGGGCAUGAUUUUGUUGUAUGGGUUUCAUUCCUUUCUCUCACAAUAUUCCAUAUGUUCGCAAAUUACAAGGCAGUGCAGUCACUUUCACUCAGUACACUAAAUUAUGAGAGAACUUCCAUUUUGCUGCAUUCUUUUAUGGAAGAUGAUGAAGUUCUUACUCCACAACAAGUUUCCAAGCAAGAGCACAUUCUUCCGUUUUGGUCAACCUGGCGGAAAUUUCUUAGAGUUAAACUUCCACAUGAGCUUGUACACCUAGGUGCUAAAGCCUCAACUCUUACACACUCUGAUAUGUUGCUAAUUGCGAAAACAAGAUCCUACUAUACAAAUGCCAACUACAUUUUGCUGGACAAGGAAGGCAGCGUUCACAUUUUCAUACACAAGCAAGCAGUGGCAACUGAUGUUUUGAAGUCCUUCAUACAUGGGCUCGUCUUAGCACGUCUGAUGCAGAAGAGCAAAUCUUGCCAUGCGGAGGCUCACCAAUGGAUGGAUGAGAAAUACAGCACCUUCAUCUCAAAGCUGAAACUGGAAGGUUACUCAACAGAACAGCUUCUCUCGCAUUCGAUUGUUUGGAAGGCACAUUGGCUUUACGGUCAAUCGGAUGAGAAGACAAAGUAGGAGGAAACAGCUGUAGAUGGUAGUAUCUAUUUGACAUGGCCGCGUUGUAUGACGAAGGAUGUGCAUUGCCAGGAACGAACUGUUACAGAAGAGCAAAGAAAGCACCAGCAGAUGGUGAAACCGAGAAUUGGGGAGAGAAGGAAGCAAAAGACUAAAAAUCAUUCAUGUUGCCUAGCUAACUGAUGUUCUCCUGCAAAGUGAUUCCACACUACUGGAAAUUCACACAUUGUUGAAUUUUUCCAGUCCUAGUUUCAUCAAGUUGCACAAAUUCGGCAGCUCCAUUGUAACAGGGCUUGGACUUAUGAAUCCGUUGGUAUUGUUCAAAUCGAGAACUGCAUCACGCAUGCUGUUUUUAUUU
Molecule: messenger RNA, 1210 nt
Organism: Lolium rigidum
Lineage: Eukaryota; Viridiplantae; Streptophyta; Magnoliopsida; Poales; Poaceae
Product: protein root UVB sensitive 3-like
Exons: 8
Coding region: 1-852 (283 amino acids)
Source: RefSeq, a predicted model, not a curated record